Messenger RNA from Aspergillus japonicus CBS 114.51, 3192 nucleotides. RefSeq lists its product as uncharacterized. The record is from RefSeq and is a predicted model, not a curated record. The transcript has 10 exons. Bases 1 to 3192 code for a protein of 1063 amino acids. Gene Ontology annotation, molecular function: ATP binding; ATP hydrolysis activity. NCBI's taxonomy places the organism in Eukaryota, Fungi, Ascomycota, Eurotiomycetes, Eurotiales, Aspergillaceae.
AUGAUCGGCAAUGGAGUCCAUUCCUGCACUAGGCGAUGCCACCGGGCUGAGAAUCACAGCAGGAUAAAAUGCAUUAUGACAAUGGAACAGACCUGUCCCAAGAACCACAAGUAUUACUGGGAAUGCUACCAAGGAGCCCCGAGGACCUGCCCAACGUGUCUCGAAGAAGCAGUUGAAGCUGAGAGGUUAAAACGUGAAGAUGCGAAACUAGAAGCAAAAAGACGAGCUACCCAGCUGGAACACGCGAAGAAGCUCAAGGAAAUCGAGGAGAGAAUUAGAAAGCAGCGACAACCUUUAAAGGACGAACAAGGGAAUCGGGACCGUCGCGACGCUCUUGCUCGAAAGGAAGAGGAACUCAAAAGCCUGACUGCAGCUGCUGAUCGUACUCGCGUUUCCCCUCCAACUUCCGUGCCAGGUGAAUUCCCUGUUGAUUCACAACCCGAGGGUGGCACCAGCACGAUAGCCCUACAGUCGGAAGCCCGAGAUGAAUGGCAGAGGCAAAAGAAGGACGAAGACCAGUCAAAUGAAGCCCUGGACACAUUGAUGGACAUGAUCGGACUCGAGAGUGUUAAGGAAAGCUUCCUUGGUAUCAAGGUCAAGGUGGAUGUGGUGGUUCGACAGGGUGCCAGUCUCGCAGCAGAGCGAUUCGGCGCAGCCCUCCUUGGCAAUCAAGAGACCGGGAAAACCACAGUGGCACGUCUGUAUGCUAGAUUUCUCAGCAUAUUUGGCGUCAUCCCGGGCAGAUUUUUCAUUGAAACCCCCGGGUCCAAGCUAGCAAACGGUAGUGUCCAGGGUUGUCAGAAACAUCUCGAGGAAAUCAAGUCUAAUGGAGGAGGGGCAUUGUUCAUCGACGAAGCCUAUCAGCUAACGUCGGGCAACAAUGCUGGGGGAAGCUCUGUUGUUUUCAUCAUCGCCGGGUAUAACAAAAACAUGGAAAGCUUCUUCGCCCACAAUCCCGGUGAUUACUUGGACGAGGAGCUUCAAAGUAUCCUCCAGCACCACAUGCACCAGAAAUACAAUGGACGCAUGAGGGUCGAAGAAGGCCCUGGCGGGCUAUAUAUGCGGAUUGUCGCCCGGCGUGUCGGCCGUGGCCGUGGCCGUGGAGGAUUCGGAAAUGCUCGAGCAGUGAACAACGUUUUUGCACGCAUCACGGACCGUCAGGCUAAACGCCUACAACGGCAACGGAGACUCAAGAGGCCCGCUAACGAUCUGCUGCUCACGAAAGAGGACCUUCUUGGACCGGAUCCGCAAACAGUGCUAAGGAAGAACGCUACAUGGGACAAGCUUCAAGCAUUGACCGGUCUGCAGAGUGUCAAGCAAUCGGUAGAAGCUCUAUUUGACACGGUCCAAUUCAACUACGAACGUGAACUAGCAGAGAAACCAUUGGUGGAAUUCUCUCUCAACAAGGUCUCUAACGGAAAGCUCUUGGCAGAUAUGGGAUACUUGUCUAAUGGCGAAGUGGUUGUUAUGAACCCAUCCGACUUCAUCGGUAACGUGAUUAGGGGAUCGGAGGCCGCAACCAAGGGCAUCUUGGCUUCCACCCUCGGUAAAGUUCUCAUUAUCGACGAGGCUUACAUGCUUGGUGGUAGUUCCUCGGGUCCAAAGCGUCCCGGCGAUGACCGGUGUGUUCUGCUCCUCGGAUACAGGGACGCAAUGGAGAUGAUGUUCCAGACCGUGAACGAAGGUCUCUCCCGACGCUUCCCUAUGAGCGCUGCGUUCAACUUCGAGGACUUCAGUGAUGAUGACCUCCAAGACAUCCUAGCUCUCAAAUUGAAGCAAGCAGGCUUUCAUGCCACCAAGGAUGCAAAGCUAGUUGCCAAGCUACGGCACCAGCAGCGGCUAUCUGCGCGGAAAACCAGAAACAUCGAUAUCUUGGAGCCCCUCGACUUUGACCCCGACCAUGACCGAGAGAAGAGAGCCGUUACCAACUGCCGUAAGCUCUUCGAAGGCGUUGUCGGCUGUGAGCACUUGGUGGCGCAGCUCGAGGGCUAUCAAAACGUGGUUCGGAACAUGAAGCAAUUGGGGCUGGAUCCCCGACAAAAUAUUCCCUUCAACUUUCCGUUCCGUGGCCCGCCGGGGUCCGGCAAGACUUCGACAGCGCGACGCAUGGGUCAGAUCUUCUACGAUAUGGGAAUUCUCGCCACGACUAAGGUUAUCGAGUCAUCGGCCUCUGAUCUUGUUGCACAGUAUGUUGGGCAGACUGGACCCAAGACUGAGCGGCUGCUUGAGAAGGGACUGGGCAGGGUUCUCUUUAUUGAUGAAGCGUACCGACUCGCUGACGGGGCAUUUGGUAAAGAGGCCAUGGAUGAGCUGGUCGAUUGUUUGACGAAAGAAAAGUUCUACAAGAAGCUGAUUGUUGUAUUGGCCGGGUAUGACGGGGAGAUCAAUCGUCUCAUGGCAUCAAAUCCCGGUCUGGCCAGCCGGUUCUCAGAGACGGUCUUGUUCCAGAACCUCACUGCCUUUCAGUGCUGGAUACUCUUGCGGGAUAGUCUGGGACAAAUCGAGCGCGUCGAUCGAAUGACCAUCUCUGCGACAAUCAUCCGAAAAGCUUUCUCGUUCCCACAGGAUGCGGGCAAGGAAGAGCUAGUACUCACUCAAGCGAUGAUAAUGGAAGUUCUUGGAUCAACAAUCGAGGAGCGACGGCUUCGAGCGGCGACCAUAACCCCCUCAAGUACUCAGAGCGAGGAUGGACCCCUGACAGCAACUUCCGCGCCGUUCCCAACUCCUCCUUUACCCAGACCGUCUGUUCCCACUGCCAAAGACCAGGUUCGCCCCGGCGAGGCAGCUGAUAAGCCAUGUGCGCCUGCUCCGGCGCAUCCUAUUUCAGGCGAGGGCCGCGACCCGGGGGUUUCCGACGUGGUUUGGAUGCAAUUGCAAGCAGAUAAACAGCGCAACGAGGCGCAGAGGAACCGUGAUACAGAGACUCUGCAUCGAGAGGGGAGUAUCAAGAAGCAGCUGAAGACUAGUGGGGAUACGCCCGAUAGUGACGAGCGACGGAAGUAUGAGGAGCAGCUCCGGAAUCUGGCUCGAGAAAGGGUUGAGAUUGAGGAGCGAAAGAAGCAGGAGGAGGCCGCCCAGCAAAAGUUGCAGGAGAUGGGUGUCUGCCCUGUGGGAUUCCGGUGGAUUAAACAAGCGACGGGGUAUCGGUGUGCUGGUGGAAGUCACUUCGUGUCUUCUGCCCAGCUAAUCUAG